This is a messenger RNA of Helianthus annuus (common sunflower), 2715 nucleotides long. RefSeq names its product exocyst complex component SEC15A. The coding region runs from base 190 to 2553 and encodes 787 amino acids. The transcript is spliced from 2 exons. Lineage: Eukaryota; Viridiplantae; Streptophyta; Magnoliopsida; Asterales; Asteraceae. Gene Ontology annotation, biological process: Golgi to plasma membrane transport; intracellular protein transport; exocytosis. The record is from RefSeq and is a predicted model, not a curated record. Gene Ontology annotation, cellular component: membrane; exocyst.
UCCACUAAAUGGUAAAUGUUGAAACACUGUGGUGCUUUACAAGAGCGAAUAUUGUGAUCAUCGUCUCCUACCUAGGGUUCUUCCUAAUUGCUUCUCAAUCGAACGAAAUCUGUUUCGAAUUCUCUCUAUUUCGAUCAAUCUCUCAGAAUUUCUUGACGUCUGAAGAGGUUUUGACUUGUGAGUGUAACGAUGAAUGCAAAAACGAAAUCAAGAAAUGUUACAGAAAACGGGGGCACUGUUGAAGAUUCAAUACUUAUGACUUUAAUAGGCAACGGUGAGGAUUUAGCUCCAAUGGUAAGACAUUCAUUUCAAACGGGAAAACCCGAAAACCUUCUUUACCAACUCAAAAACGUUGCAAAGCGAAAAGAAGUCGAAGUUGAAGAACUAUGCAAACUCCACUACGAAGAAUUCAUCGUUGCAGUCGAUGAGCUUCGAGGUGUGCUUGUUGACGCAGACGCGUUAAAAACCGAGCUCGCAAGUGAUAAUUUUCGGUUACAAGAAAUCGGGAGUGCGUUACUUUCACGCCUUGAAGAUUUGCUUGAAUCGUAUUCAAUCAAGAAAAACAUUGCAGAAGCGGUUAAAACGUCAAGAACCUGCGCCGAAGUGUUGGAUCUUUGUAUAAAGUGUAACCGACAUUUGUCUGAAGGUCGGUUUCACCCUGCGUUAAAAGCUGUUGAUCAGAUAGAGAAGAGUUAUAAGAAUAUUCCCGUUAAGGCAGUUAGAAAUUUAAUAGAGAAGCGGGUCCCGGUUAUUAAAAAUCAUAUCGAAAAAAGCGUUUGCGGUGAAAUUAACGAAUGGUUGGUUCAUAUACGAAGCACUUCGAAAGAUAUCGGACAAAAAGCAAUCGGUUUUGCAUCUUCUGCUCGUCAAAGAAACGAAGAUUUGCUUGCUCGCCAGAAAAAAGCCGAAGAAGUUGGUGAUUUCACUUAUUCAUUAGAUGUUGAAGAAGUUGAAGAAACGUCUGUUUUAAAAAUUAAUUUAACGCCUCUUUAUCGGGCGUACUAUAUCCAUGUAUGUCUCGGGAUUGGUGAUAAGUUUCGUGAAUAUUAUUACAAAAACCGAAUGUUGCAGUUGAGUUCAGAUUUACAAGUGUCACCGGGUCAACCGGGUCAACACUUUCUUGGAUCACAUCAGACUUAUUUGGCACAAAUUGUCGGUUACUUCAUUGUUGAGGAUCGGGUUCUUAGGACAGCUGGUGAUUUGUUAUCGGCUAAUCAAGUUGAAGCAAUGUGGGAAACGGCUGUAACUAAGUUGACUUUGACUUUGGAAAAUCAGUUAUCUGAAAUGGAUACUGCAAGUCAUCUUCUUCUUGUGAAAGACUACGUGACACUUUUCGGGGCGGCUUUAAGACAAUACGGGUAUGAUGUGGGCCCAAUUCUUAAAACGUUGACCAAUAGUCGGGAUAAGUAUCAUGAGUUACUUUUGACUGAGUGUAAAAGUCAAAUCAAGGAUGCGGUUAUUAACGAUGAUUGUAAGCAAAUGGUUAUGAAUGAGUCGGAAUAUCAGUCAAACGUCGUAUGUUUUCAUCUUCAAACGUCGGAUAUUACGCCGGCUUUCCCGUAUGUUGCUCCGUUUUCGUCAAUGGUUCCUGGUUGUUGUCGGAUAGCUAGAUCGUUCAUUAAGGAUUCGGUUAGUUACUUGUCUUAUGGUGGUCAAAGUCAAACCAACUUCUUUGACUUUGUGAGAAAGUAUCUUGACAAGCUGUUAAUCGACGUUUUAAACGAAGUUAUUCUCACCACAAUUCAAACUGGCAGCACAGAUGUAUCUCAAGCAAUGCAGGUUGCCGCAAAUAUAUCGUUUCUGGAACGUGCGUGCGAUUAUUUUCUUCAAACCGCAGCCAAACAAUGUGGCAUUCCCGCUCGAAUAAUCGCGAGACCUCAAACUACUAUAACGGCAAAAAUGGUGUUAAAAACUUCACGUGAUGAAGCUUAUGUUACUCUUUCGAACUCGGUCAACACUAAGUUGACCGAGUAUCUCGCCCUUACCGAGAACGUAAACUGGACCAUUGACGACGUGACACAACAUAAAAGUGAUUACAUGCACGAGGUUGUUAUUUAUAUCGACACUAUUUUAUCCGCCGCACAACAGAUUCUACCUCUUGAUGUCGUGUAUAAAAUCGGCAACGGGGUGUUUGAGCAUGUUAAUAAUUCGUUUAUGGAUACGUUAGUUAGUGAUAGUGUGAAGCGGUUUACUGCAAAUGCGGUUAUGGGCGUCAAUAAUGAUCUGAAAAAUCUGGAACAAUUUGCGGAUGAGCAAUUUCAUGGUACGGGAUUAAGCGACGUGUACAAAGAAGGUGGUUUUAGAGGGUGUUUGCUUGAAGUGAGACAACUGGUUAAUCUUUUGUUGAGCAGUCAGCCUGAGAAUUUCAUGAAUCCGACGAUACGUAUGAAGAAUUACAACGCGUUGGAUCACAAGAAAGUGGGGACGAUUUGUGACAAGUAUAAAGAUGCACCUGAUGGACUGUUUGGAAGCCUUUCGAACAGAGGUGGUAAACAGAGUGACCAGAAAAAGUCAAUGGAUGUGUUGAAGAAAAGGUUAAAGGAGUUCAACUGAGGAUUAAAUGGUAAGUAGAUUUUAGUUGAGAAGUUUUGGCGAGAGUCGAAUAGGUCGAUUUUGUUUUUUUCGAACUUUCGGUUAUAUUUAUUUAUUUGUUUGAUUUUGUGGAUGAUAAUUUAAUUACUUAAUUUUCUAGUUCCUGCUAUCUGAGUUUAUAAA